Molecule: messenger RNA, 4066 nt
Organism: Maylandia zebra (zebra mbuna)
Lineage: Eukaryota; Metazoa; Chordata; Actinopteri; Cichliformes; Cichlidae
Source: RefSeq, a predicted model, not a curated record
CCUGCAAGAAACAGAUGUGUGAACAGACAAUUCCAGUACAUUUAGGCUGCUGUCUCUGUGGGCCAGUAGAACCAUAAUAAACCUAUUAAUAGGAACGUUUCCAUACUGAUGAACUGGGGAGGUCUUACUGGUCGAAAUCGCACCAUCCCUGUCCUGGCUUCCAGUUUGUUUCAGAAUUGGUUUUAGCUGAUUUUUGCCAAUCACCUGGUCUGGUUUUCACCUGUAUGUGAAAGAAGCUUGACUGCAUGAAUCUCAAAGGUGUUGGCGUUGUAGCCCUCGGGACCCCUCACAGACUCACUGCCUUCUUACUGCCUGCUUUUAUAGACUUGCUUUAAAGAGGACCUGUACUCAUUCCCAGCUCCAUGUGCUUAUCCUUGCAGUUAGAGUAGCUUUAUGUGAUUUAAAGUUAAAAUUCAUCUUUGUUUUCUAAUAUAUUAUGCACAGUUCAUAGAGAUUAAUCCUGAGCUCAUGCCAGCCCAGAUGCAAGGCUGGAUUAAGGACUAAACAUUUAUUUAUUUAUAGCGCCAUAAUUUUAUUUCUCGACGCAACUAAAGCAGCUUUGCAUGAUUCACAGUUCAAAAUAAUCCCCCCUUAAAUCAUACUGAGCCUUGCUGCGGGCCUUCAGUUUGUCCUCUGACUGAAACAAGCUGUUUAAACCCCGCCCCCUUUAAAAUCAGUUUUCUUGUGAUUGGCUGCCCGGUUUGAGCUUUGGGUGGGUGGAGCUUUUCAGAUUAGAGAGAUCACCUCUUUAUGACAUCAUACAGAUCCAAGAGCAGAAAAAACUGUGAAACAGAGCAGUCGGGGAUCAUGUUCCACAGGAGGUCUUUCACUGUUUUUGUGAUGUUGUUUGUCUUCCUUAUCUCCUAAUGUGCUCCAAUGUCUCAGAUAUGAAACGUAGAUAGAUGUGUGUAAGACGUCACAGCUCGGGUAUCGGACUCGGCUGUAGUGGGCGUGUCUGAUGCAUGUGUGAAUGUUUCUGUGUUUUGGCUGCAGAUUAGGCCCCAUGAGGGGCGGAGCACAGCUUUUAGUUUAAAAGGUCAUCGAUAAAAUAAAGAGUCCAGGACUGGGGUGGUGUGAUAUAUCUCAAACCAGUAAGAGUGACUGAGUACCUAAAUAAAAAUAAUGAUAAUUAAACUUUAACAUUUCAUGAAUCCAGAUGUUGUUUGAAAGCACAAAGUCCGAGUUCAGACACUGCAAAGCAUGUUGGGAUGCCAGCACCGCGGGCCUCAGCAGAGCCUGGUUUUGUGCUGGGAGUGCGUUCCCAGGAAAACUCGUUUAAUGUCACUUUCUCAGCACGAGAACAAGAAAACAAACUCUCUCCAAGCUCGUAGUAAAACAAAGAUGACUCCAUAAAACAAACGGACCUGGUCCUCUGCUUUGGAGAGAGCAGGCUCCAGUUAUUGAUCGAAUGUUGUAGUUUCAGGGCUUUUGGUGUCAGGCCUCCUGCAGGAGGUGCUGAGUCACUGUCGGUCACCUUCUUCCCUGCAGGAACUUAUUUUAGAGCAGUGGGUGGAUUUCAUCGCUGCACAUGAGACGCGUGCCUGGAUGGAAAGACGGUUUCAGGAAGCUGCUGCGAGUUUCCAGUUUUCAGCUCGACAUAGUUCUCGUGCCUUUCGUUGGCAGAGCUGUUUCUGUGAGGAGUAAUGCUGUCACGUUUAUCGUCCAUCUGUUUGAGGCGUAGCAGGCAGAGGUUUUAGUUCCUGAUAAACGAGCUCCAUCUCCGAGCCUGCUGAACGAGUCUAGUCCAGUCUUGUUUUGGAAAACCGCUUAAAUGAUUGAACCAAGCAGUGAUUUUUCUUCUUUUUUUUUCUCCAGCUUCUGGAAUCUGAUUUUGAUAGACAGCACAAGUGUCAGCUGCAAACAUCCAGCCUGCAAAGCAGAUGCAGGACUUGUUUUUACAGGCGUGUAGUCUCUAACACUUUAAUGCUCUGAGAAAACUGUAACUUUCCCAUCGAUUUCUCCGUUUAGCCCGACGUCUUCCUGCUUCGUCGGCUCUCCUCUGUCAGGUUUUCUUCAGAUGCUUUUCUCACACAUGUCCAGUGCGAGUUCAACCUUUGUCCUAUUUUGUGUUGUUUCACUUUCCUUAUCUCACCUCCUCCCGUCUGUGUGUUUUGCUGAUGUGGGAAAAAGCAGCCUCCUGCUCCGCUUCGCAGAUAACUCCUUCUCAGGCAGCUACAUCACCACCAUCGGCGUGGACUUUAAGAUCCGGACGGUGGAUAUCGACGGGGAGCGGGUGAAGCUGCAGAUCUGGGACACGGCGGGGCAGGAGAGGUUUCGAACCAUCACCUCGACGUACUACAGAAACACCCACGGCGUCAUCAUAGUUUACGACGUGACAAAUCCAGAGUCGUUCGUAAAUGUUAAGAGGUGGCUGAAUGAAAUCUCCCAGAACUGUGACAACGUCUGCAAGAUCCUGGAUGUUCAUGGCGUUCACCCUCAUGGUGCUCCGGGCCAAGAAGGAGAGCCAGAACAGAGUGGAGAGGGAGCGGGAGCGGGAGAAGGACACGGUGAACAUCAACGCCCAGCGAGACCGAGACCGCAGGAAGAGGGGGAAGAAAUGCUGCUGAGACGCCGCUUCUGCCCACAGCAUUCAGCUGAGACUGAACUCGGCGCCUUCGAGGCCGUCUCUCACGGCAGAUAUGAAUGUGUGGAGCUACAGCACAGCAGGCUGUAGCUCUCGCUGUGCCUGAGGGUCUACAGUCUGCCAGCACUGAAUGCAAGUAGCAGCCAGGAGGUCACAUGACCUAAAGGAUCAUUCUGGUGUUUAUGCUUUUUUUCUUCUAACCAGACUGCAGCGUGUCGUGUGUUGGACUGAAGCUAAAGAGCGACUAAUGUGCAGGUUGGUUUGUGGAUGCUAACCAGAAGAAACAUUUCUGUCACGUUUAUUCAAACGAGUGGAUUCCUGAGCUCGCCUUAAAUGACUCGUUUCAGUCUGAGCUGCACUGGUUUAUGAGGAGGUGUGUGAUCAUCAGCUUAAUCAGCACCUGUAAAACUCUCAUUCAAGUUACACCACAAAAAUGAAGCUUCUAUCCCGGCUUUUACAAUUUUCAAACACUUCAAUCGGCAGGAAACAAACCUGGUUUCAUCAUUAAAACUGAUUCUUUUUUACUCAUCUCUCCAAAGACAGAAGUCAGUUCAUGGUCACAUGUAGCCAAAGAACUUUCCACCAACAUGGCCCCGAUGCUUGAGCUCUAGAGCCGGGGACCUCUGUGGUGACCAUUCAAACACCGUCCACCUUUUUGGCAUGAAACGUGUUUGAUUGGGCACUGCGUCAGUCAAUAAUGCGUCCUGAUUGGUGGAAAACCCGGAGAUUUGGUCACAUGUCGAGUCUGUGCUCCCACCACAGCUGCACAGCGCUUUAGGGAGAAUCAGUUUUUAUGUUAAAGUGCUCCGAUUCUGCUCGUUCCCUCCAUGUUUUUGGAUUAAAGCGGCUUUGCAUGAUUACUCACUUAUCUCGUGGUAGGCUUGUUUCAGACAGGCUCCAUCCUGUCUGAAACAAGCCGAUAGCUUCUCCCCUGUUAGGUCAGUUUUUCUCCGGUUGGCUCAUCAGCAGAGGUUUUGAAAGUGGGAAAAUAAUGACCUUGCGACCUUUCACAAUGACAGGUUCUAGUUGUGUAGGUUUCACUGAAGAUAAAACUGCAGGGAUUUGUUUCUAUUUUGUUCUGUUACCUUCUGUGACACGUGGAAGAUGAAAGCCAUAUCACGCUCCACGUCUUUAGUCGCCAGUUCUCAUGUUAGUGGAAAAAAGGGAGUAACACUGAGAAACUCUACAUCUGUAUUUGCAGUGAACUAAAACAUGCAAAAACAAACACCAGCAUGGUCCUUUAACUUUGGUCUUAAACCACUGUUUAGAUUUUUUCUUAAUACAGAACAUGUAUUUAACCAGUGAAAGGGAGCUGUUUGUUCAAUUGUGACAUUAACGUGUGUGAUGAGUACAAACUGUCUGCAUGCCUUAUUUCAGUCUGAAUGAGGCCAGUAAUCCCAAAACAUGUUUUAAUGUAAAUCUGAUGCCAAGCAAAUGUGUCCAAAUACAAUAAAAGCAAUAAAUUCAGUGAUUCUUUGUGCA